Lindgomyces ingoldianus is the source of this 442-nucleotide messenger RNA. RefSeq lists its product as uncharacterized. The record is from RefSeq and is a predicted model, not a curated record. NCBI's taxonomy places the organism in Eukaryota, Fungi, Ascomycota, Dothideomycetes, Pleosporales, Lindgomycetaceae. The transcript has a single exon. The coding region runs from base 46 to 363 and encodes 105 amino acids.
UUUGACGCGCCGACCACGCCUGCUGCGACGCCUGCUCCGACGCAUAUGGCCAGUCCAGUGGCCAGCUGUCUCACGAGCGCAAUAAUCUAUCCCCACCAUGUCCUCAGUGGCCGGCCCGCCUCGGUCAACCGCCGCGCCGUGGCUCUCCUUGUGAUGAGGAGGCGUCGUCACGUCGUCAAGUCGUCAGGCACGCAUCAAUUCACAGGCCAUCACAGGCUCAUGGCGCACUGGAAGCCGGCCCGAGGGAAGCAGAGGGCAAAACGAGCCUGGAUAACGAGCGCUAUAUUGGCAUAUUGGCUCGUCCGGUUGAGCAAUAUCGUUGCAUUUGCCGGUCCAGCCUCAGCAAUAACAGCGAAAAUGUAAAAGGUCAUCGUGACACUACGACCUCGCCGCAGAAUCAAGCACUCGCGGCAGAUGCAACGAGAAUAAUGGUCCCCUCGCG